Messenger RNA from Pelobates cultripes (western spadefoot toad), 7743 nucleotides. The record is from the annotation of a GenBank genome assembly. NCBI's taxonomy places the organism in Eukaryota, Metazoa, Chordata, Amphibia, Anura, Pelobatidae.
CUUCCUUCGCUUAUAUCUAGUUGUGGGAACGUGAUGUUAUUAGUUGAACAGGAGGAGCUGGCAAACAGAGACCUAUUAGCAGAAUAACAGAGACACAUAGCGAUAGGGUGGAAGGGACAGGAAAACAAAAGAGAGAGGAUGGGAGAGAGGUUUACUAGUGCAGACAUCAGGAAAGGAAUUAAAAAGCAGGAGCUGUUAUGAGAGAGGGAGGGAUAAAAAAGGGAAUCACUGCAGAGCAGGAGGAGGGGGCAGAGCAAGGGAUCCCCAGAAUAAAAGAAAGGGAGUAAGGGGUACAUUUAAAGGAAAAACGGCAAAGUGUAAGAGAAGGGGAAAAUGAUUAUGGAAACAAGAAUGUAAAGAGAAGAAAAGAAGGGGAUCAGGCAAUAGAAAAACAAAUUCAGUUAAGAGAGGAGGGCAAAGAUCUGACCACGUUGCUGGUGACCAGGCAGAAGGUCCAGUUUCGUUUUUUUGAACCAGCGCCAUGAGCUGUCAAAAGCAUAUUAGAGGUCUAGGGAGUGAGGCAAAGCUUGGAGAUCCCACAAAAAAGGAGCAGGAUCUCAGAGGGGGAGCUCUCCUGCAUCAACAGAGACGUCUCAAACAAGCCACGCAGUUUGUGCACAAAGACUCUGCAGAUCUACUGCCACUGGACCAACUAAGGAGGCUUGGGACCUCUAAGGACUUGGUAAGCUGGGGAAGUCACAUGGGCAGGUGGAAACUGUUCUCUUAAUAUUUUUGGUUGGAAAUAGUUUAUCCUCAUUAAAUAAUGAGUAGUGAGGAAAAUAUAUGCAGUAUAAUGUAUUAUAAUCAAUGAUCUUGGGCUGUUCUUAGCAACUGUAUGAGUGGACAUUCAUUGUUACGACUGCUAAAAAGUUGUGUUAAAAAAAAAAACUUGAAAAUAUCAAUGACGAUACAAUAAUGACUGCAGCAUCAAUAAACCUCCCCAAACAGAUGUGGUGUUAAAAAGAAUGUAGUCCCUCCUGAAGGUUUAAGGAAACUUAGGGUUAGGGCAUUCAAGGAGGACUGUAACUCAUGUUAUUAUCGGUCAGGCUUUGUCUGGAUAAGAAUCAGGGCAGUUACAGUACCCAACGCAUUGAAGACAGGUACCCCGUAAACCCACCUUACAUUAAACAUCCGCUAGCACUAAUUCUAUUUCUUGGUUUCUCCAAUUCUAUUCCAAAGCUUUCUUCCUUCAAACCCUUCCAUCAAACCUACUCACACCUUAGUACCUUCAUUUUAAACUUUUUAACUGUGCUUUUUGUGAUUAAAGAUGGUGCUGUUAUAUAACUAGUGUCAUUUAAAAUUGAUAUUUUUAAAGGUGACAUUUCAAAUGUAUACUCAACGAGAAAGUGUUUUGGUAGGGAUGGAUCUAUUGUGUAAGCUGGUUUGUGCAGGGCCCUUAUUCUGCAGGGACCAAUUUGUCAUCACUUACUGUACCUGUAUGUUUAUCCUACUAGUUGUACACUACAGCUAAAUAUGGUGGUACUUAAUAAUAAUAAUAACAAGCAAUGAAAAUGAGUAGCGACUCUGAGUCACUUUGCUGAUGAAGGUCUUUAUGUUCGUGAAAACAGCAACCUCAUAGUGUGAUACAGAGACGUCUUCUGGAGGGCAGCCCGGGCAGAGAACCCAGUGCCUUGGCAAAAAACUCAUACUUGUUGGACAAGGGAAUCCAUUCUGUGUCUGAAACAAUACAACCUCCCAAAUGGCAAGAGGAGGCUGCUACCCAACAGCCUAACCUUCUUGACAAGAGCACACCGUUAAAUCAACCAUCUGGUGACACAGUUGGAUGGAAAGGAGACUCUGUGUUUAUUCCAUGUAAGGUAAGCAAAAGCAAAAACACUAACAUAUCCACUCUUCACAUCAACACCAUGGGAUACAUUUAUAUAAAACAAAAAUAAUAAAAGUAACCCGAGUGGUGACAGUAUUUCAGAAUCUAUUCUUCACUACGUGUUUAUCUACAAAUAUCAGAUUUGUAAUAUUUUCAUCAUUAAAAAGAAAUGCAAUUUAGCCAAUUUCCUACAACAAACUUCUACUGACAUACUGAGACAACUAGCAAUAAACAAAUCAUUGGUGUUGUUAACUACAUCAGAUUAGAUUCUGGAUUAAACUGAUUCAUAAAUCCACAAAACAAAAAACAAUAGUUUAAAAUGGGAUUGUUUACACUAACAGAUAGAAAAUGGCAAAUUCAUUAUUAAAUGGAUGGAGGUCACUUAAUAAUUUGGUCAUUGCCACUGGAAAUUUUCAAAGGCUAAUUUUAACACAUCAAUACCAUAUUCUGAAAACUGGUAAACAGACUUUUAAACCAGAAUGUAGUUUUAUUAAUUUUACAGUUAGUCAAGAGUAUAAAAAGCUGUUAAAUAAUUUUUGGUCUUCAGUAAGUAAACCUGCUAUGCACCGAUGUUCACAUGGCACGGUCCUCCUCUGGCAAAUUAUAAAAUGUAAAAUGUAAUUAUACAAUCACCAACAAACGUAGAAAUUUAAAGGACCACUAUAGGCACUCAGACCACUUCAGCUUAAUGAAGUGGUCUGGGUGCCAGGUCCAGCUAGGUUUAACCCUUUUUUUUAUAAACAUAGCAGUUUCUCAUUGACAGCUGCUAGAGGGCUUCCGAGCUUCUCACUGUGAUUUUCACAUUGAGAAGACGCCAGCGUCCAUAGGAAAGCAUUGUGAAUGCUUUCCUAUGGACUAGCUGAAUGAGCACGCGGCUCUUGCCGCGCAUGUGCAUUCAGCCGGUGACGGAAGAAGAGGGAGGAGAGGAAGAGGAGAGCUCCCCGCCCGGGGCUGGAGAAAGAUGUAAGUUCCUUCCUCCCCCCAGAGCCCGACGAGUAUGUUUUCCUGGCACUAUAGUGGUCCUUUAACAUUAUACAUUUGUAUUUGAGUGGGAGCUGUGAUCUACCCACAUACAUCUACCACAAUGUCUAGCAUGUAGUUGCAUGCUAAACCUUCAGUGCAUCUGCUAUUGGUAGAUGCUAGAAAGUUUAGAGCAAAAGUUUCUAUAUGUACAGCAAGCACACGAUAAAGAUGGAAUAAUUGCACGUUAAAGCACCUCUCUGUGAUAUUUGAUUGAAAUGUUCAAUAUACUGAGAGCACAAUACCAUUUGGAUUUCCACAAACAAUGACGGUUCACCAUGAAUUAUGUUACUCUACAGUUUGCCUUCCUACACUGUCUUGUAGUAUCCAUCACUAUGAUCUUAUUAUUCUGUCCCAGAAGUUUAAUUUUACUGCAAUAUGUAAGCUCCAUCACAUCCUUCUCUAACUCUAGGUUUGUAAGCUGAAUGUCAAGGCCAAGCUGUGCACUGAUCAACAACAGAACCUCAUUUCCCAGAGCUGUGUGGAACGACUUAGGUAAGAGGAAAUCCAAAGAUUUAAAACCUCCACGUAAAAAAAAUUCCAUAGAGAGGCUGCUAAAACGGAGCUUUAAACAUGUUAAGACAGCACCUUUCACCAUUAGGGUAGGUAGUAUAUUUACUUUAAUGAACCAUGCAUGCGCUUGGUCACCUUGUCAGAUUGCUUGGACAGCCACUUUGCAUAUGUGGGCAUAAUCCUUAUACUUCUUUAUCAACACAACUACAAGUGAGCAAAAACAUGCAAUAAAAAAAAGCUGAUAUUAUCUGCAGAGGACUUGUGUUAGUGCCUAAGGUGUCAAUAUAAUGUUAGAAUAUGCAUCCUGUGGAUUAUGCUAGGAAAUGUAAUUUAACACACUAAGAACUGUGUGAGACUCAUGAGGAUUACACUUCAGCAGGGUCUGAGAUUCGCAAGCUGGCCGUCCCUGAUUUAUAGCACAGACAAGCAGCUUGCAACACUCCAUCUGCAUUGCCAUUGGGUUUUUACAGCAAAUUUAUUUAAUAUAUAUUUUAGAAGUAUCCAGCUUGAAUACUAAUUAGUUUCUGUUUGACUACCUCAGUUCUCAAACAAUUUAUACAGCAGAGAAGAUCAAUUAACAUUCUAAGAGUGCUACCAGAAAGCAUAGCCCAUGGUUUUAAAAUACUCCUACCUUUAUAAGACAAUAACUAAUUAUUGCACACAUGUGGGUAAAAAAAACAAAACACCAAAAACACCGCCAUCGCAAGUUGGGGAAUAAUAUCCCAAACCAAACCAAACCAAGAGAUUAUUUUUAAAACGAAAAGACCUAUUCAGAUGAGAUUGGAACGGGUGCAAUAGAUUGACCAAAUCAGUCAUUUAUGGAUGGGGUUGAAAGAUCUUUGAAAGAUGUAACUAGAGAGAUUUCGAGAAGGAUAUGCUUUUAUUUUCCGAUGCGGUAACAGGGAUGUGGGCUGGGAUUUUUUUGCGUGAGGGGCAUUUAACAACAAAUAGCCCAAUUGGAGUACAAAAUAUGUAUUUUGUUUCAUAUUCAACAUUUAAUAUUGCUAAAUAAAAUACAAUAAUAAAAUAAUAUAUAUUAGUAUUUUACCACGAGGCACAGCUUACAAUUGUUUCUAAACUACCACCUGGACCCUACCUGGUGAUUGGAUGUGACCAUGUAUCAAGGCAGAUUUGGUUCUUGUCACGGGUGGCGGUCUGAAAACCGGGACCCCUGUAUGCCUGAUGAUGAUGAUAGGAGUCACAGCGUGGAAAUGGACUACUAUCAGAGCCUGGUGCUGGGUAACCGCACGCCCCCUGGUGUUGAGCACCAGCGUUUGUGCAGCCACAUACCAGGGCCCUGAUGCAGCUUCUGCGGAUCCCAAGAGCUAGAUGAGAAUAUGCAGGCCUCCCAUGAUCUAGAUAGGGAGGCUCUGCAGCAGAAAUGUAUCCAGUACUAGAAACAAGUCAAGACUAGAACAGGCACUAAACAAGAUAAGACAAGACUAGAAGAACCCAGAACCAGAGCAGGACAGAAAGCAGAACCCAGAACAUGUACACAAUACAUGAGGGGAACAUGAACAGGACAUGGACAGGGCAGGACUGUACAUGAACUGGGAAUACAAGACAAAUAAAACAAGACAAGACAAGAGAUACAAGGCAAAAAGAAAAUCAGACAAAGAAUAGAAAACCAGAAAAAACAAGAAAAACUAAACAAGAAUUGUAAAAAUAGUACUGGAUAAGCUAUAUGCUGUUGUGCCUUAGUCACCAUUUAGUUGACAAGGCCAGCGCUGACUGGGUUAGAAAAGGCAAAUUACUUACCUUUCAGCCUUCGCUGUGCAGGUCGCAAUCAUCAAUGUCUAAGCUAACCCAAUGCUUUCCUAUAGGAACGCAUCGGAAGGCUACUGCGCAUAUGCGGCAAAAUGCUGCUCUGCACCAAUCAGAUGGUCUCAGGAGUUUUACUCUGCUAUUUUACAGAAGCAUUCAUAUUGACAACCACAAGAGGCAGGAUAACCCUGCAAUGUAGACAUUGCUGUUCCAAUGCCAGUGUUUUCAGCUGCAGGGUUAAAAUGGGGGUCACACUGCACCCACACCACUUGAUCGAGAUUAAGUGGUCGGUGCGACUAUAGUGUUCCUUUAAAUCAUUAAAAACUUAGAAGCAAUUACUUUUUUUCUGGUCCUAUACCAAUUCUUUAAUGUAUUUAAUUAGCCUGGACUAGAUCAUUCUACUGAACUUGGCUCCUAGAUUGUGUAUUCAUUACGAACUGAAAUGGACCGAGUUUAUGGAUAACUGAAAACACUUAGGUAAGUUGAGUUAUUGUUCAAAUCAAUAAAUACAUAACAAGGUCAUCAGGGUCAACCGUGCCUUGUAAAAAGUGAAGUUGAACUCCACAUAUAUACUGAAAAUCCUUUUUGUAGUUCACCCAAAUCUCUGCUGCAUCAUUAAAGAAAUAAUACAGAGCACAGUAAUGGUUAUAAGAGCAAAGAGUUCUGGGUGCUGUUCGUCAGAAAUUCAUUAAACCAUUUACGAACAGUUUGACAUUUGUUGAGUCAGGUGCCUGUGGCUAUUCUGGUCUGGUUCAUACUUUCACGUUAUGCCAACUCAAACUAGGUUUAAACUAGGUUUAAACAGUGUGCACUGAGUCUUGCAUUUCACCCAGUUAUAAAAAGGAUCUGGUAAAUAAUAUCCCAGGUCUGUUGGCAUUAUAUAGCUUUUUAUGUAUGACUGGAUGGACUGGGCACACAGUGACCAACGCAUUUUCUACCACAGAUUGCUGGCAUCAAAUGAUAAUAUCCAGAGUGGACAUCAUAAGGAGCUGAUUGUGGACAUAGAGUUGGGAACAGAGAAACUGCAGAGCAAAGCUACAAUAAUAGGUGAGAGGCACACAGAAAUAAAAUGGUACAGGUGUAUGGGGGAGAGUGGACACAGUGAGGGCAUCAGUGUUCUUGGCAAACUAACAGGAAAUUGUACGCUGGAAUAGUCAAAACAAAAAAAUAAGUAACUUACAGACGUUUUCCGAUUCAGCUAUUUUGGCCACCAAUUGCAAUUCCCUGCUCAGUUCAGUUAAAGGAAUAGACUUGCUUACUUGCAGGGUAAAUGUGUAAAAACACAUGUAAAAGUGGCUAGAGAAAUUUAAAAGUGUUUGUUUUGCUCACCCAGAUGACGAUAUGAUGGAAUUCUGCCUCGGUUUGGAGACACUGGUCUCUCUCAAGGUAUGACUCCAUCUGGAGGGGUGGGAGGGGAACAUGACAUUAUUUACAUUUUAUAUUAAACACACAUACAAUCUAUAUGUUAAAAUCACUGUUUGUGUUUAGAGCUGCAUUGAUCUGAGCAACGGAAUCUUGAAGACUCCUUUCCAAGAAAUAGGAUUCAUAAAUCCAGAGAGGAGUGGAUUGACAACAGAGAAGACAGAAACUGUGGCCAACUGUUACAGACAAGGACUUCAAAACUAACGCUAUUACUCAAAGAGCACCAGAUCAUUCUACACAGAGCCCACUCAUUCCUUGAGACAUUUAUUACUAUCUGAAGCAGACACAACAAAAAGAAAGCAGAAGAGAUACAGUCCAAAUGUAUGAGUCUCUUGCCUCAAAAAACUUGCUUGGCACUAUCAUAUUAUGUGAAAUUAUUACAUAUUAUUCAUAUCACUUAACAAUACUGUGUUUAUGUUUUAUGUUUAUGAAACAGCUGAUAUGAAGAAUAUUAACAGUACAGCCUUUUGGCCCAAAUUUCAUAUUCUGUCUGUGUUUCUAUCACCUCAAUUGGAAAGACAUUCUAUGCAUCCUCUACCAAUUCUGCCAAAAAGUUAGAUAAAAAAGUGACAGCUAUUAUAUACAUUAAAAUGUAUAUUUGACGUUUGCUGUUGCCUCUUCCAAAACAGCCAUCAAUGGACAUACCUGGCCUCUCCAAAUGUGGGCAACAGAACUAAAAGCAGUGUGUUCUGCCACCAUCAACAAUUUGGCAAGCAAAAUGUAUAGGAAAAAUAACACAACGGUCUAUAAACUGAUACCAUGGUAGUGUGCAUGAAGGGUAAAUGGGAAAUUACAGCAAACAAUUAUGACCUUGCAUACAUAUUACAUCUGAAGCUUUACAAACCCAUUGUUACAGAAGAAAUAGACCUUUCACCCCACCAGCAUUCAUGAAUUGGAAUAUCUGACAUGCAACAACAGUGACUCAUUCUGAUGCAGAGCAACAGAGUGUUUGCUGGCACCUGGCAGAAGGCUUUUUAGUAUGCCUGUUAUAUUAUCCCUGUAAAUUCUGAAAACCUUUAUUCUUCAUAACAGCUUUAAGCAUUGCCAAUGUUUUACUCCUUGACCCUCAUUUACAUCUCAUUCACACUUUGUGACAACACAUUUUCAAUGUGAAUUGUUCAAAUUUGUUUCUUGUAUGCUAUAUAAAAGGUUUGUUUUAAUGGAGUCUAAGUUAUGAGUAGGGGGUUAAUUCACUGAAC